This is a messenger RNA of Vicugna pacos (alpaca), 502 nucleotides long. The record is from RefSeq and is a predicted model, not a curated record. NCBI's taxonomy places the organism in Eukaryota, Metazoa, Chordata, Mammalia, Artiodactyla, Camelidae.
UCCGCUGCUGCCCGGAGGAGCCACCUAAGGAGCCACUUGAUCCACAGCUCUCCCUUGCCCUGCCAUGGCCAGCUUUGGGCCAGGCCUCCUGUUGCUGCUGCUGCUGCUGAUCACCCACCCUGGACCCUUGAAGGCUCAGCACUGGUCCCAUGGCUGGUAUCCUGGAGGAAAGCGAGCCUCCAGCUCACCCCAGGACCCCCAGCAUGCUCCCAGGCCCCCAGGAAAGGUUCUGGGCACUGCAGCAGGCAGCCCAGGCCAAAAUGCCCAUGGCCUCCCAAGUGUCCCCUGGGAGGGCAAGACCAUGGCCCGGUGGCUCCUCCGCAGGAAGCAGCUCCUGGUGCAGACACUGCUGACCGGACCCCAAGCACCACGCCCCGCUACCUUCCAAUAAAGGUGUGAGGUCCCCGAAGGUGUCCUCUCCUUUAUCCCUGCUCUCUCCCACCCCCAGUACGAUCCUUCCUCGCAUGGGGGCUGGAGGGAAGCGGGCCCCACGGGGAGGACG